Messenger RNA from Punica granatum (pomegranate), 2692 nucleotides. The record is from RefSeq and is a predicted model, not a curated record. Lineage: Eukaryota; Viridiplantae; Streptophyta; Magnoliopsida; Myrtales; Lythraceae.
UAUUAUAUGGGGAUUCCCAACGGACAAGGAAUUCCGAGUAAUGCAAGUAGGGGUUACCACACGUUCUGGAAAAGCUUUUAUCUAAUAGUCUAGACGGACAUGCAGCGACAACGAACUCUCCGAUCAUAUGAGUUCGGUCUUGGUGAAAAAUUCUUAAACCCGAAUAACUUCGACCCGUAAGGUGCGUGUUGAUGCCCAAAGGCAUCAGAGUCCUACUUCGUCUCCGUAAUUUUAAACGGGACAUUUCUCUUUUCACUGCAACGUACUCUGCCCCAUACAUUACCGGUGUUAUCUUCACGUGACUGACUCUGAGCUUGCGUUCUCAGUCCCCACCCCUCUCUCUCUCUCUCUUUCUGCUCUCUUCACCUCUCUCUCCCAUGGCUUUACUCCCUGCGAAGGAAGAAACAAAAUGGACCAGCCAUGUCGUCAUGUAGACCAUGAUUGCUAGAUUUCCUCCUUAACGAAGCAGCCGCAGGCAGAGUAGAGAACAAGACGACAGAAGGAAGAACCCUUCCCACUGCCAAAUCUCAUGUCCCUCUAACAAUGCCGGAGCUAAAACAACCUUUCUUCCUUGCCCCCCUUCUUCUUCAUCUUCUUGUUACAGUCUCUGCGUCUUCCGGGUCGACCGGUCGACUUCCGUCCGACGCGGCGGCUCUGCUCUCAUUCAAGUCGAAGGCGGAUUUAAAAGGGAACCUCCCGUUCUCUACCAAUGGCAGCCUCCGCUACUGCAGCUGGGCCGGCGUCACGUGCCUCCAAGGCCGAGUGGUCCGGCUGGUCGUCGAGGGAUUUGAUCUCGGCGGCGUUUUUUCGCCGGACUCGCUUAGCCGGCUCGACCAGCUCCGGGUCCUCAGCCUGCAGAACAACUCACUCUCCGGGCCCAUCCCCGACCUCUCCGGCCUCGUCAACCUCAAGACCCUCUUCCUCGACCAUAACUCUUUCUCCGGCCCCUUCCCGCCGUCGAUCUUCUCCCUCCACCGCAUCAGGACCGUCGAUCUCUCCCACAACAACCUCACUGGGCCGCUCCCCCCGUCAUUGACCAAGCUAGACCGGUUGAACUACCUCCGGCUCGACUCGAACCGCUUCAACGGGACCGUCCCGCCGCUUAACCAGUCCUCCCUCCAGACGUUCAACGUCUCCGGCAAUGAUCUCAACGGCGCAAUCCCGGUGACCCCUGUGCUCUCCCAUUUCGGGGUGUCUUCGUAUCUGCCGAGCUCGGGGCUUUGCGGCGAGAUCGUGCACAAGGAGUGCCGCCCAGGGCCGCCAUUCUUCAACUCUUCCGCACCGGUGGUGGCAGCGCCGCCGCCAGGGGCAGUGACGCUUGGACAGAGCGCAGAGCUCCACGGGGUGAACCUCACCGGACCACCCCCACGAGGCGACCACAAGCGGACCCCGCUUAUCAUCGGGUUCUCGUGCGGGGUCCUCGUCCUGGUGGGAUCGGUCGUCUGCUUCGUGCUGGCUCUGAGGAGGCAGAGGACGAGGUCCCGAGCUGGCACAGAGGCGGACGAGGCGGAAUACGUGGCUGCGGCCGCCCAAGAGGCGGCAUUGGUGCGGGUGGAGCAGGAGGCCGAGCUGGAGGAGAAGGUGAAGAGGGUGCAGGAAGGGAUGAUGCAGGUGGGGGCGGGAGCCGGAGUGGGGAGGAGCGGCAGCCUGGUAUUCUGUGCAGGGGAGGCGCACCUGUACACGCUGGAGCAGCUGAUGAGGGCGUCGGCGGAGCUGCUGGGGAGGGGAACGGUGGGGACCACGUACAAGGCGGUGCUGGACGGCCAGCUGAUCGUGAGCGUAAAGAGGCUCGACUCCGGGAAGGUGGCGGGGGUGAACAGGGAGGCGUUCGAGGGGCACAUGGAGGCCGUGGGCGGUCUCCGCCACCCGAACUUGGUCCCACUCAGGGCUUAUCUGCAGGCCAAGGAAGAGAGGCUCCUCAUCUACGACUAUCAGCCCAACGGCAGCCUAUUCUCCCUCAUUCAUGGUUCUAAAUCGUCACGGGCGAAGCCGCUCCACUGGACGUCAUGCCUGAAGAUAGCCGAGGAUGUUGCCCAGGGCCUGUCUUACAUCCACCAGGCGUGGCGGCUCGUGCACGGCAACCUCAAGUCCUCCAAUGUCCUUCUGGGCCCUGACUUCGAGGCCUGCGUGUCCGACUACUGCCUCGCCACUCUCCUCCUUCCCAACCCUCUGCCACCACCCGAUCACGACAAUGAUCCGAAUCUUUUGGUGUACAAAGCCCCAGAGACCCGCCACUCCACCCGGUCCCAGCCCACCACCAAGUCGGACGUCUACGCCUUUGGCACCCUGCUCCUGGAGCUCCUGACCAGCAAGAACCCGUCACAGCACCCGAAUGUGGAGGGGGCACAAGCAGAGGAAGUGAUGGGUUGGGUGAGGUCGACGAGGGAAGACGAUGGGGUGGGAGGGGACGAUCGGUUAGGGAUGCUACUCGAAGUGGCCUUGGUGUGUAGGCUGAGAUCGCCGGAGCAGAGACCAACUAUGUGGCAAGUAUUGAAGAUGUUGCAGGAGAUCAAGGAGGGGGUGGGGGAGGAUGAUCAUGAAUUGGACCUACACAGCAACAAUGGAUCUGUCUCUUAGCUUUCAACGUCUCCUUCUCUCUAUAGUAUUGUAGCUUUCUUUGUACUAUAAUUUGACAAUUUCAGAUGAAUAGAAAUUAUUCAAGAGAUAGACCUAAAUUUCGUUUUAUGCCUCA